Wallemia ichthyophaga EXF-994 is the source of this 1458-nucleotide messenger RNA. RefSeq lists its product as uncharacterized. The transcript is spliced from 2 exons. Lineage: Eukaryota; Fungi; Basidiomycota; Wallemiomycetes; Wallemiales; Wallemiaceae. The record is from RefSeq and is a predicted model, not a curated record. The coding region runs from base 1 to 1458 and encodes 485 amino acids.
AUGCCUUCUUCCAUAAACGAGAGCUUGCGAAUAUACAGAGAAAUAUUUGACAAGUCAGAUCUGUUUAGCAGCAACGAUGACAGGCUUCUCGUUAUUGACAACUGGCUCAAUGUUCCUAACGACUGGACGUGUUCGGGAAUAGAGGGAUUUCAUCGUUGGCGCAUGUUGUUAAAAUCUGAUAUUGAGGCUACGGAGGCAAUGCUACAGUGCACAGAUGGUGACGAGCCACUAAUCUCGUCAAACCUCAUCGCUCACUGGACUUGCUGGAUGGCUCUGAUCAAUCCAGCGGUGUCGAAGCACCCAAUCACUGCAGUCAACAAAUACUUCAUCCUUCCAAAGCGUGAAGGCCAGAAAGGCAAGCCAAAAUCAGUCAAGGUCGAUAUUGUCGCGGAUGCAGGAAGAUCUUGGAUACGUUUGUCCAACAUAAAGCUUUCUUCAAUCCUUGCAGAAUUGGCUGAAAUGGACUCUCUAAUAACGUCAUCAGACGACGACAGCGAUAGUCAUGUUGAUCAGCCAAUGCCAGUUCCAUCGCUACUGAAAAUAGGCCAUGAGCUAUCUGCGGCCUCUAUCAAGUUUAUAAUUCAUGAUCAGCGACCAGACAUACAUCUCUAUUUGACGCGUCUAUCGCGAGAGGAAGUAGCCGAAUCGGAUUCGAGGAUAAAGGGUCAGCUAGAAACUCUAAAUCUCUAUGGAAUUCAGGUGCAUUUCGGUAUACCAACAUACGACCUAAAAGUUUCACAAAAGCAGCCUAGAGUGGCGUUGAAACCAACUACCAAUAUCAAUUUAGACGUAUCGAUACUCAUAGCAUUUACAUCAAUCACUACUCAUAUCUACAAUCCCGCAGAGGCCUCUCUCAAGCCCAACAAUGCCACUGAACACAUCAGAGCCAUCUCCAAUCAGCUAUACCAAGAGUCUGGCGUAUGUGCAUUGUUUGAUUUGAUUAAGGAGACGUGUGAUACUGAAACAUUACAAUUCUGGACUACACAAGAGAACAAAGAUCGCACAUACAGCAUACUUGACAAAAUCGGAGGAGCUACCGAAAAGCUCAGACUAGAAAGCAUCUUUGAAGGAGGCAACGAUAGCUUUUGGGAUGGUAGCAGAUACUUUAGCAAUCAGAUGGGCGGACUACCCGUGAAGAUUAUCAACGACUCUGGUGAUGAUGUCCCUACAGCCAGCUUUGAUGAUUUUGUGCUAAGGAGAGCUCACAAGGCGCUCAACUCAGACGGCAACAUGGGAUCAGCGGGUAAGUUGACACCUCAUACACUUCGCACUGUAAUAGCAGGAUUAGAGAGGGGCUGGACGACACUCACCUCGAAUCGGCAAUCAAUUAAGGCUUUAGUGCAAGGAUGGCAUACGCAUGUCAACAACAACAGCUCACUGGCGACAUUCUGGUUGGUAGAGCCGCGAUCGCUCUCGGAGCAACUGCUAGAAAAAUCUGAUAGAAAAUCGAACAAAUAG